GACGCGCAAACCCGACGAAAAAAAACAUUUUUUUAAUAAAAACGGAGCGUCGAAGAGAAGCUCUGCUUCUUCACUUCCUCGACCGCUCAAAGCUCCGGCCUUCGCACCCAUCUUCCUUCCAGGAUUGGGUGCGAUAUUCCAUGAAAAGGGCGCGAUUUAGGGAGGACCGUCGUGAGCGAAGUCGACCUGUGUCCCGAGGGAAGCAUCGGUGGCUGUGGGGGGCUUCUGAAUUUUCUCCCCUUUUCUUUUAUUUUUGAGAGGGAAUCCCGAACGUAUGGCAAGGUUUUGCUGCUUUGGUGCUGGGUUCUCAGAGUUCACCGGGCAUGGGUCAACAGCAUCUGGUAAAGGGAAAGGCUGUCAGGGACAAGUUAAGGUCUGCUAUGGCUAUAACCUUGUAAGAGGGAAGACAAAUCAUCCAAUGGAAGACUACCAUGUCGCUGAUUUUGCUGAAGUGAAGGGAAACGAGCUUGGUCUUUUCGCUAUUUAUGAUGGUCAUCUAGGAGAUACCGUUCCUGCGUACUUACAGAAGAAUCUGUUUUCAAAUAUUUUGAACGAAGAAGAAUUUUGGACACAUACAGAUAGAGCGAUCAUAAAAGCUUACGAGAAAACAGACCAAGCUAUUCUGUCGCAUACUCCAGAUUUGGGACAAGGUGGCUCCACUGCUGUAACUGCCAUUCUUGUAAACGGCAGGAAGUUGUGGGUAGCUAAUGUUGGGGAUUCAAGAGCUGUUCUUUUGAAAGGCGGUCAACCCAUACAGAUGUCAAUAGACCAUGAUCCGAAUGUUGAGCGUAGCGUAAUUGAAAAUAGGGGUGGCUUUGUUUCAAACAUGCCAGGAGAUGUUCCCCGAGUAUGUGGUCAGUUGGCUGUCUCCAGAGCUUUUGGAGACAGGAAUCUAAAAUCACUCUUGAGAUCAGAGCCCGAUAUAAAAGUUGAAAACAUAGAUCACACUGCCGAGCUACUUGUCCUUGCGAGUGACGGUCUAUGGAAGGUGAUGAACAAUCAGGAAGUUGUUGAUGUGGCCAAAAGGUUCAAGGAUCCAUAUGCAGCUGCCAAGCAAUUAACGGCUGAAGCGUUAAAAAGAGACAGUAAAGAUGAUAUAUCGUGCAUUGUUGUUCGGUUCAAGGCAUAAAUUGAUCGCAGGUGACCCACGGACGGGUUGCCAUCAAUAGCAGAAAUGAGUUAAACGGCACGACUUAGGCCACCUGACGAUGGCAGUGGUAAUCCAAAGAAUAGUUACUGGGGUGUUUGGUUGUAAAGGAUUUGUCGGCUCCAUUUAUGUUCAUAUAUAAAUGUGCUAGGAUUCUUUGUUUGGCGAUUCAAAUGUACAAGGAUGCCUUAGAGCUAUGUAAAUAGCUAUCAUCUGUAAAUAAUGGUUGCAGGUAUUGAAGUUAACCAUGCUCCGUUGUGAAUUUGUGAGAGUAGGUUGAGAGUUGACAUUUGGAUAGUUAUAGUUGCAAGGUUAUAUAACAAAAAAGUUUACAAAA
This is a messenger RNA of Setaria italica (foxtail millet), 1484 nucleotides long. Its product is annotated as probable protein phosphatase 2C 41. The record is from RefSeq and is a predicted model, not a curated record. Gene Ontology annotation, cellular component: nucleus; cytosol. Bases 275 to 1129 code for a protein of 284 amino acids. Gene Ontology annotation, molecular function: protein serine/threonine phosphatase activity. Gene Ontology annotation, biological process: protein dephosphorylation. The transcript is spliced from 6 exons. NCBI's taxonomy places the organism in Eukaryota, Viridiplantae, Streptophyta, Magnoliopsida, Poales, Poaceae.